Fragaria vesca subsp. vesca is the source of this 987-nucleotide messenger RNA. Its product is annotated as serine/threonine-protein phosphatase 7 long form homolog. The record is from RefSeq and is a predicted model, not a curated record. Bases 1 to 987 code for a protein of 328 amino acids. Lineage: Eukaryota; Viridiplantae; Streptophyta; Magnoliopsida; Rosales; Rosaceae. Gene Ontology annotation, biological process: meristem maintenance; meristem development. The transcript is spliced from 3 exons.
AUGAAUGUCCCACAACCUCAUCGAGAAAAGAAAUUUAGUUCAACACAACCUUCUCAGUUAGAUGUAGAUGAAGGUCUUCCAGGGAAUGAGAUUGACACCGGAGAAGAACAAGUUUCUGAAAAAGAUGCAGAUGAGCCUCUAAGUGGUCCAUUUCCGGGAGGUCCUCAUGAUCCAUCAGUAUUGAAGAGCUUUAAAAGUCAUGUGGCAGCUGCUAUAUGGUUUAAUAAGGAACGUGAUCCGUUGAAACUUCAGAACCAUUCAUAUAAGCUUACACAAUGGGUAUUUGAUGAAAAUGUUGCUAACCAUAAGUUUUGGACUUACAUUGAUGGGUCUGGGUUGAGGCCAUUAGUUAGCUGUUCAUAUUUAAUUGGUAAUAGAGUUGUUGUGUCGGCCUUUUGUGAGAGGUGGCAGCCCGAGACCAAUACUUUUCACUUACCCUUUGGUGAGAUGACAAUCACGUUGGAUGACGUCUUUAAGAUUUUAGGUAUUCCAGUUCAGGGUGAUUCCAUAUCUGUACCUGAGGGUGUGCGGUUAGAUAAAACGUAUUAUGCAUCUUUAUUGUCAUCUACACUAGGUGUUACUACAGAUGAGGUAAAGAUUGAAAUGAGUCGUUAUGGUGGAAAUGGGGUGACACUAGAGUGGUUGAGAUUACGAUUUCAGGGUGUCUCUGAUGAUAGUCCUCUUGAAUUCAUAGAAUUUGCAGCAAGAGGCUUUUUGCUAUAUAUAUUAGGUUGCACACUUUUUGUGGACAAGACUGGGAAUAGGAUAAAUAUUAUUUACCUAUAUUUUUUACGAGAUCUUAAUAGGGUUGGUCGAUAUGCUUGGGGAGCUGCUGGGUUAGCUUUUCUAUAUCGACAGUUAGGACUUGCAUCCAGAGUUGGUUGUAGACAAAUUGGGGGAUACCUGACAUUGCUUGAGGCCUGGAUAUAUGAGCACUUUCGGAAUGUUGCUGGUGUAGAUCUUGUCGGAUUGGUGUUUGUGCACUAA